GUGCGUGCGUGCGCGUAUAUGUGUGGAUGGCGCGCCGGCGUGAGCUAGCAUUUCCUUAUCCGCCGGCCGACGACGUGACCACGACGUCGCUGCCGACGCCGCCGCUCAGCACGACGACGACGAGGACGACGACCGCGACCGCAGACGACCCGACCAUAUUAUUGCUAUCAUUAUUAUGAUUAUUUCUACUAUUAUUUAUUUAUUAAUGCGAUAACGAUUCUGGCCGGUUACAUUCGCGCAAAAAACCGCUCCCGAUCGCCGUCGGUCAUCGUCGUUUGUGUGUUUUUUCCUAAUCACCAUCAUUUUCAUCGGUGACGGCUACCUAUCUACCCACAUACAGCCAAUUUAUUUUCCGCUUCCACCGCCGCCAGAAGAGGAUUUUCGACUUCCCCAAAGACUGAUGCUCGAGUCACUCACAUACCUAACUACAGCACGCCGCCACCAGGUGCCUUCUCCGUCUUCUAUCGCAGCCAUCGUCUAUUAGCUACCUACUGCGGUGCGAGUCGUUAUUAUACCUACAUCAAUUUACUCAAGUAAUCGUCCCAUGGUCACAGCUAUGUCAGGUGCGAACGGCGAACACUACACACUGGAGAAGCACACCGUCCCAAUCCGCAAUAAGUCCUCUCUAUAUACACAUGAGUAUAGAUAAUAAGCGGUAGCAGGUCGUCGUCAGCUGACUGCAGCCAUCUCACUAGUCAACCAUAUCAAUUGAUAUUUCCUGUUUAGAAGUUUCCUAAAAGCCGUUUGAAUGCAAGUUGCAACGGUAAUGCAUCCCAUGCAACAUGCUGGAGGAGUGGCAACAUAUUAUGCUACUCCUAGGCCAACUCACCCACACUACUCAAGUGUAAACUACCACGAUUACAACGCAUCCUAUUCCAAGCGCGCGCAGUUGGGUUGCGGUUACAACACUACCGGCGGUAACCAAGGUUUGACCAACACGACCUUUGGUGGAAAAUCGGGCACGGUACCUGGCCAUCACAGUGGCCCGCCCGGUAUGACCGGCAACUAUGCUAGUGGCGCCCCUACACAGUACCAUCACAGAGCGACGGCCGGUUGGAACUCGGCGCCCUUACCUGCCCAACAGUAUCGAUACGGAACCGGUCCAGUAACGCAGACCACCAUGUCGCCGUACACGUCCUACAACCCCAAUCCGACCACCUACACCAACAACAGCAACAACAGAAUACCUACGGCCUCGUCGCCAGCCAACACCAACAGCAGCUCGAGCUCUAACACCAACGGCGGUGCGUCGUUGCAAUCGUCCAACCAGCCGACCACCAGUUCACCGUCGUCGGAAUGUCAAUCGGCCCCACCGGCACAGCAGUUGUCCAAGACCAACCUUUACAUACGCGGAUUGAACCAAAACACAAUGGACAAGGAUUUGAUCACCAUGUGUUCGCAAUACGGCAACAUCGUUUCAACUAAAGCAAUAUUGGACAAGAACACCAACAAGUGUUACGGAUUUGUCGACUUCGAGUCGGGCUCGUGCGCUGACGCCGCGGUCAAAGGUCUACAAGCAAAAGGUGUCCAAGCCCAAAUGGCUAAAGUGGGUAUUCCAGUUCAACGUAGAGCGGCCACUCAGCAAGAACAAGAUCCAACCAACUUGUAUAUAGCCAACUUGCCACCGAAUUUCAAAGAGAACGAUUUGGAUACGCUAUUAUCAAAGUUUGGUCAGGUAGUAUCUACUAGGAUUUUACGUGACACAAAUAUGGUCAGCAAAGGAGUCGGAUUUGCUAGAAUGGACUCUAAAGAAAAAUGUGAACAAAUCAUUCAAAUGUUCAAUGGCAAUCCGUUGCCGGGAUCUAAAGAACCGUUGCUUGUCAAGUUCGCCGACAGUGGUCAAAAGAAGAGAAACCCUAGCUACAGAUCAGACUCUCGUUUGUGGAGAGAGUCGGAGAAUGGCGGAUGUGUGCGAUUUCCGGUACAGCACUAUAUGUUGCAGGGCUCACACGUCGGGUACGAAGCGGCCCACAACGGUCUGACCGGGGCAGCCGGCUCGCACGUCAUACCGGCCACCGCGCUUGCGCAGUACGUCGGCCGGCACUACACCACGCAGGCGUUGCCUGCCCACGGAUACUCGAUCCCGGCGUCCACGUGGCUUCCGCAAUACGUGAUGCAGCCCGCGCCGCCACACCAUCUGGCCCAGAUAGACACUCCUGUAUGUUGUCAGAUGAUUCAGCAAGCUGAUCCUGGAUCCGUUCAAUACGGUUCAGUUAUACCGCAACUCGCCACACAUAUGUCUGCUUUACAGAUCGGAAAUGGAUCAUAUCCAUGUUUUAGUACGUGGCCGGCCCACACCCAGGUUAUCCGUACUACACCAGCACUGCACCAAACAUAAUUCACACGGUUCCAAUUCCAUCUGAAGAACAUCCAUCGACAGCGGCGUCACCCGAUGACUCCUAUCAACAUUACUCGCACAAAUAAACAAAAAAAAUGUAUCAUGCAAAACCAACCAAAAUCGAUAAAAUAUAGUAGGUAACGCCCGUCCCUUUUCCCAACGCACCCCAAGCUGUUUAAUUUUUGUUUAAAUGUUUUUUUUUUUUUUUUAAUUAGUUAUCUUGGCCAUUUCAAAAUUUAGUUAAAUUUGUUUAGUACUAAAAAUAAGAAAAGCUUGGUAAAUAAUUAACCAGAAAAUGUAUAAAAGAAUAUUAGAAACUAUUAGUCAACCUGUUGAACUCCGUUGGGCAAAAUGCUUUUCAAAACACCGUUAUCAGCGCAGAUUAACAGGUUAACGGUAUAUUUUAGACAAACAUAAAUUUUAGUUCAAUGCAAAUUUAGCUCAAUUGUGGUUUUGCGUAGAGUAAUUAUUUAUAAUUCAUUAUUGUAGUAGGCACUUGUUUCAUUUGUCAUUCCCUCCAAACAAGUCUUCCAAGUCUUGUUUUGUAAAUUCCAAAUUGAUUGUGUCAGCCGAUGCUAUUUGUUUUUUCCGGACCCUUGACAACAUGUCGUUUAUUUUGACAUGGUAAUGGUUAUAAACAACGCGUGUUAUCGUUUUUUUUUUCAUUUCAUCAAGUUCAGUUAUUUUUACUGAAAAAACAUUAAAUUCAUUUUAAUCGCUUCACUGUAUAGACGUAAAAUCGUAAAAACGGUUUUAUGUCUAAAUUGUGCAGUUUUUACUAAUUGAUUUUUAGAGUUAUUACAGUAACAUUUACUGAACGUUAUAUUUUUAUAAUGAAACGAGAAUACGUGUCAUUAUUAUAUUAAAAACGAAUAUCGAAAAAGUUAAUAGCAGAUUCAUACGGUCCAAAAAAAUAUGUACUUAUUAAUAAACUUGUUAAAUUUGACAUUCGGCAUAAUGCCGACUAAAUGUACAGCAAUAAGUUUUAAAAAAACAUAUAAAACAACAUUCAAUAAUGUCCAUAAUUUUGGUCCUCAGAAUAUUUGUUUUUGUAAAUUUUAAAUUAUUUUUUGUUUAAUACAUGUCCACUAAAGUUAUUAUUUAUUUUUUUGUUACGUUGAAAUUAAUUUUUCGAUUUUUAAAAAAAUUGUGUAUAAAGUUAAAAGUGUUUUGAGUUAUAAUUUUGUUCGUCAUAUGAGAUACCGUUUAUUUCUUGAAAUUUGAAAUUUAUGUUUAUUUUAAGGGUC
Acyrthosiphon pisum (pea aphid) is the source of this 3585-nucleotide messenger RNA. It is a transcript of the gene shep, whose product is annotated as RNA binding motif single stranded interacting protein alan shepard. The coding region runs from base 749 to 2338 and encodes 529 amino acids. The transcript has 14 exons. The record is from RefSeq and is a predicted model, not a curated record. Gene Ontology annotation, molecular function: RNA binding. NCBI's taxonomy places the organism in Eukaryota, Metazoa, Arthropoda, Insecta, Hemiptera, Aphididae. Gene Ontology annotation, cellular component: ribonucleoprotein complex.